Stomoxys calcitrans (stable fly) is the source of this 7879-nucleotide messenger RNA. It is a transcript of the gene Septin4, whose product is annotated as septin-2. Gene Ontology annotation, biological process: regulation of exocytosis; cytoskeleton-dependent cytokinesis. Gene Ontology annotation, cellular component: synaptic vesicle; cell division site; septin complex. Bases 576 to 1976 code for a protein of 466 amino acids. The record is from RefSeq and is a predicted model, not a curated record. Lineage: Eukaryota; Metazoa; Arthropoda; Insecta; Diptera; Muscidae. The transcript is spliced from 5 exons. Gene Ontology annotation, molecular function: GTP binding; GTPase activity; molecular adaptor activity.
AACGGAAUUGUUGAGGUGUUCAGACGUAUGAUAGCGGUUAGUCUCUCACUCGGCCACUUUGCCCCUUCGAACGCGACGGUUGUGAGCUGGUUAAUAGUGUUGGUCAAAAGUGGUGCAAUAAAAUUUCAGUUGUUGUUUAUAGUGCUGGUGGUUGGUGGCGGUGAAAAACACCCUUUGCAGCAAAACAAAAGAAAAGUGAAAUAUUCGUUGUUAGUAAUACUAUGCCAUUGAUUGAGAAGAUACUGUGUUGUGCAAGAAAGUGAAUCUGAAAUCAAAAAUUGCAAAAGAGCAACAAAAACCAAACCAGUGAAAGCAGAAUAAAAAAUUAAAAAAAGUAAUUGCAAGCUUAGCAAUUGUAAAAAGACGAAGAAAAAAAGAAUAAAUAUUUAAUAUUUGUGCAAAAUAAAAAAGAAAUUAAUUUCCACAUCUGUGUAGCCAACGGCAGCAAAACGGCGUAUCUACAGCAACGACGUCUAUUUGGUGGGGGCUGUUUAACGGGGUCCAGCAGUGGCUCCAUUAACUCCUCCACCCCCAGCAGCAGUGGCCCCGGCUCAACAGCCUAUGGAGCCCAUAGCAUGGAUCAUGCGGUGACAGUGCAUCGCCACAAUAGCAACAGCCUAAAUAAAUCAUUCAGCUCAAGUUUAGGGGUGGCGGCUGCUGCAGCGAAUGGCAAUAACAAUAUUUCCGCAAAUUCCAACAGCACUUCGGUAUCGGCAUCAUCCGCCUCUAUAAAUCAACAGCAGCAGCACCAGACUUCCAAUCACAAUAACAAUGCCUCCAGUAUCGGCGGCCACAUGAACCACAGCAGCGGUGGUCUUAGCUCCAAAUACAAGCCACCUUUAUAUCCAAAACCUAAAACACCAUCUUUCGACAAGGAUCGUGAUUAUAUAGGUUUUGCAACGCUGCCCGAACAAGUUCAUAGGAAAUCGGUUAAACGUGGCUUUGAAUUCACCCUCAUGGUGGUGGGUGAAUCGGGUUUGGGCAAAUCGACCCUAAUCAAUAGCCUUUUUCUGGGUGAUAUGUACAAGAAUCGUGUUAUGCCACCCGUGGAAGAGAGAAUUGAGAAAACCACUCGUAUUGAGAAGAAGACCAUGGAUAUUGAAGAGCGUGGAGUACGACUACGAUUAACAGUGGUGGACACUCCAGGCUUUGGAGAUUCGAUCAAUUGUGAGGAUAGCUGGAGAGUGUGCACGGCGUACAUAGAUGAACAGUUUCGUCAAUAUUUCACAGAUGAAAGUGGCUUGAAUAGACGCAACAUUCAGGAUAAUCGAGUUCAUUGCUGUCUGUAUUUUGUACCACCCUGGGGUCACAGCCUACGCCAAAUGGAUUUGGACCUCUUACGCCGUUUGCAUCGUAAAGUCAAUAUUGUCUUGGUUAUCGGCAAGGCCGAUUGUCUAACCAAAACCGAGGUACGCAAUCUUAAGGAACGCAUACUACGCGAUUUGGAAGAUAAUCACAUACAACUGUAUCAAUUCCCCGAAUGUGAUUCCGAUGAGGAUGAUGACUUCAAGCAACAGGAUCGUGAGCUCAAAGCCUCCAUACCAUUUGCGGUGGUGGGCAGCAAUGUCAUUUUAGAUAUAGCCGGAAAAAAGGUGCGUGGCCGCCAAUACCCUUGGGGUGUGGUCAAUGUAGAAGAUCCCGAACACAGUGAUUUCAUUAAGUUGCGUACAUUCCUUAUCUCCACCCAUAUGCAAGACUUGAAAGACACCACCCAAGAUGUGCACUAUGAGAAUUUCCGUGCACAGUGUAUUUCACAAAUAUCCCAACAUGCUCUGCGUGAACGGGGUAAAUUGAAGCGUGAUUCCAUAAGCUCGACCAAUGGUUUUGAGGCAGCCAUCACGGAAACAGAUCGCCUGCUGCUGCAAAAGGAUGAGGAGAUACGUCGCAUGCAGGAUAUGCUAACGCAAAUGCAGGAGAAACUAAAGCAGACACAUCUCAUGGAGAUGAAAAAGAAUGACAGUGUCAUAGAUGUUUAGAAAUGGACAUCGCAGCAAACGCAACAGCUACAGCAUCACCAACAGCCACAGCAUCAGCAUCCAAAGUGCAGUUUAUUUACCAGGCAAUCUAGUGUGGGCAAUUAUCGCAUAACUUCGUUUCUUUGAGAAAAAAAUCCUACUUACCCUUGUUUAUGAUGAAACCAUAAAUCAAGGCAAGUUUUUUUUUCUACAACAUUCAAUCAUCCACAAUGGCAACAGAAGGGCGUCAAACAGUUUUUCAAAAGCUUAGAACAUUUUGAAAAUAGCACAAAAAGGUUUAACAGUGAAUUUGGAACAUCACCAGCAACAUUAAUUAAAAAAUAAAAACCAGAAGUUAUUACAACCAAACAAGCACCAAAAACAAGAACAAGAACAGCAACAAUUAGUAGUUUCACGGCAAAACAACGAUUUAUUCUUAUUUUUAUAUAUUUAAAAAACAAAUAGUGGUUUUACUUAAGACAAAGAAACAUCAGAAAAAACAAAAACAAGUAUUGCAGUGCUACCGUGGAGUGUAGAUGGAAAUCUAAGAAAUUGUUAUUGAAUUCAGUGUACAUAGGAAGAUAUGUAGCUAAGCAAGGAUAAAAUACUUGCUAAUCUAAGUUUGAACUAUUUUGUACCCUUUGAAAUACCAAACAAGAGAAGUGGUGCGAUGAAAGCUAUAUAACGUAGUUAUCGAGAGAUAGAGCAAAGUUUGCGGUAAUGACUUGCUUCCGAGAAAUUUUGUUUCAAAUAUCUAUUGAUGAGUUCCACUAUGAAACCAAUUCUCACCACUACAAGAUCUGAAAACUCUUCCCUGAAAAAUAUCAUCCGUUAAACUUAUUCUAUGAUGACAGCGCCUAGGAGGCUUAGACAAAUUCUAAAGGUGUAGGUGCUCUAAAGUCCUAUGAUCCAGCAUAUCGAGCUACAAAUGUAGGCUAUGCAAAAAAUAUAUAGAAACGAUGGUACCUCUUUUAUGCUUAUGUCCUGCCCAGGUGGAUAGAGGCAAAAUUAUAGUUAGCAAACGACGUUUGCCCUACAUAAUCAACUUUCUCAACCUUAAUCAGGGAAACCUCCUAGCAAAUCAACUCCACUGCAUUUAUUUAUAUACACUUAAGAUUCAGUCAAAUUUUAUAUGGUUUUAAACCUAUGAAACAUUUAUACAGCUCCAAGGUACAGAACUCGGGCUUGGCUAUAGGUCAGCUUAGGAUGACAGGCACUCGGCUACCAACCUCGGUUGUUAAUCAAUGAAUACAGAUAGAGAUUCACCAUAGUACGGUAUAAAACAUUAGAAGAAGGGAAAGUGAAACCAACGCAUAAGACCAAAACAAAGGAAAAUAAGCAGACUAUAAGGGAGUCCUCAUCUGUGAGAGCUUCUUCCUUUCAGUCACUUCCGGCUCGACCGUCUUCGACACCUUCUUAUGAUCACAGGCCUUGCAGAAGUCCGUCUCAGUCGGUAUUUAAAGCGACGGUGUGAACACAACAUUGCUAUGAUCACUAAAGACUUCUAUUAGUAGUUUGAGAUCAUGAUUUCUCAGCUCCAUAGUAAGUGACGAUCUUUUCGUUUUAGUCAAUACAGGUCUUGCAUUAAUCUGUGUCCCCCUGUGUCCAUUGCGAUGUCAAAACCUUCAGGUAGCGUAAUGGCAAGUUAGGACUCCUAUUAGCUGUUUGAAGUAAUACUUCCUCAGGCUCAGAAUAAGCGACGACCAGUUCAAUUUCUUGUCACCAUGCCGAAUGGGGCCUCCCUCUGUGUUCAGAGCGACGUCAAAAACCCUGUAUAGCAAUUACUAGUCAGGACUUCUAACAGCAGUUCGAGGUCAAGAUGCCGCAAACCCUUAUCUCCAAAGACAAUGCAGAAAUCCGCCGUCCUCUUUGUUCAUGAAGACGUUAGAUAGCAAUUAUCAUUCAGAAUUGGUGUCAGCAAUCCGAAGUAAUUCUUUUAUAGCCGCAGAAUAAGUGACAUUCUCUUCCGUGAAACAUUCAUACACUGAAUCCUGCCCACUCUAUUAUCAGCCUACGCCUCAGUCGCGUGGUUUUAGUGGAAAGCGUCCAGCCCACCAAGAAGCUUGCGCAGGGGAGGUUUAACAGAUUCGCAUCAGCAAUCUACUCCUGGCUAGGACGCCUUGGUGCGAAGAAACCAUGGAGUUUCCAUCUCGUAACCAUUCUCGACCUCACUUGGUCCGACGUCAGAGUCUUCAACAUCGCCUGGCUCUCCACGUAUACCGUAAAUGUCCAAUUGGACAGCCUGUGCUACAUUGACAUCAUUCCUAGUGCCUGCAGGAUCGCGAAUAUCUCCGCUUGAAAGAUGAUACACCCGUAUAGAAGCCUAUAUGACAACCUAAUCACAUGAAACACCAUGAAGACUCCUGACUUGGUGUCCCAAUUCAACAAAGGCCCACCAGUGUAUACAUAAGGUCGUGGCAGGAAAACCAAGUCCAGUCCGUCGGAAAAGUAGGACUCCCCUGGUACAUAAUCCAUCGCCCUGCAUUAAGCCUGCCGUCACGCCACAUCACCGGUCAUCAAUAGAACAGAAAAAUGACCAUAGCAACGCCAGCAAAUCAUCCUCAGUCUAAAGACGAUCUUCGUUGCCGAACACCCUACAUGAUACUGGAAAGGCAAAAGAUGGAGCAUGACAUUCAGCACCUCCCUCGAUGCAGCCCUGCUUGCUCCAGAGUUCAUUACCGCCGCUGUACAAUGUACUCUCUGCAUCAUAUUGCGGAGGGCACAGCUGAGCAUAGCUUAAAACACCGCCGCAAACAUCUAAUGUACCUUCCACGGCCUAAGCCCCCAACCCCAUCAAGUUUGUAAAAACGCGGGUCUCCUUCUGACUUUUUCUUCGUCAAAUCAGUCUAAGAGCGAUCUUUGUUGCCAUUCACCCAACAUUAAGGUACUUCAGAAAUCAGUAGUGCCGCGGUACCAUGUACACUCUCGAUCAUCCGUGGGUCAGAUGUAUUUUCCCCGGCUUAGGUUGGGUUAGGUUAGAGUGGCAGUCCUUUACAGACUCACUUAGACAACUUUAAGUCCUUUGUGAUACCACAGAAGCGACAGACCAAGGCUUCUGGCGGGAAUCGAACCCAGGACCCCUGCACUGGUAAUCCAAACACGCUACCAACUCGGCUACCGGGGCGCCCAUCUUUUAUAUGGAGUUGUAACAGAGGUAGAUCACAGUCAUUCCCUCCUGGCACUUUCCCCGACGUUCCCUCUCCCGUUCGGUACUUGGCCUACUAUACCCCAUCUAUAACAGUUCUCGUCCAGCUAACUUCCAAGAAAAAAAAAUAACAGCUCAGACUUUCUGAGUUUUAUUCCAAGCGCAUUGGGAAAACUGUCUGGACGGUCGUAACAUCUUUACCAAUGCCCACUGAAGGAGAUUCGAAAUGGUAAACAGAAGGCGGCCACUUACCAUGAUGGCGAUGUCAAGCGCAUAGGCAACGUCAUUCACCCUUUCCUCCGCAAAGCGCCUGGGAAUCCACUUUAUAACCAACAGCCAUAAAAUAUGGUAUAAAACCCCUCCUUGCGGAGCUCCUCUAAUCACAAUCACCCUAAUCAAGCCCUCCGUUAGUGGUGCAUAGAUUAUCCUGUAUUUCACCAUCGUAUCAAACAAUUCAUUAGGAGGGAAGAGAACAUUCUCUUGUUCACCAGAAGCUCCAACCUCUCUAUAUUAAGAGCCACUUCUAUGGUCAAAAAGGCCGCCAAGGUAAACUCACCUCUCAGUAUUCCUUUUAAUGUAGCCCACCACAUCAUAAAGGGUCAACCGAUCGAGACUCAGUGCAAACAGACGGGCAGCUGCAUAGCAGUGAAGAAUCUUAUAUACGUGUCAAGUAGUCUCUUCAGGGUUUUUAAGACGAAAAAUGUAGUCCUUGGAGUGGCUCGGUUUCUCUGAUUUGAAAACCAUCCUAACCUCCAUCCCUAGAAGGUGGGAACAUAGUCUUGUUAAACGCAGCUUCUCGAAAUCACCUCACGGAGUAUUAUGACGGUUCUGCCCUCUGCAACAUAGCAGGCAAUAUGCCAACCAAUCCUGUUGACGUGUAGGGCGAUGUAACGAUCCAGCUUUCACAGACGCUGACCGGGAACCCUUUCACAACAACAUUGUUCAGGAUUAACUGCAGUCAGUGGACGCGCAGCUAAGCUUCUCUUGACAGGAAAGAACACUACACUGAUCGAACGUCAAAGUUCAAGCUUGUAUGGUGCACACAGCUAUCCCGUGCCGGUAUAUAUUUAUCCGGUUUUGAACCACUGACUGCAAUUCAGAGAUAUAUCGUUACCGCUCCGAGCAGUUCAAAGUCUUACUUGUUUCUAUUGGCAAGUUCUAUACAUUUAGAAUUUUCCCCUGUAAGUAACGACUAAUCAUUUGUUACUGUAAGCUAUCGAUAGCUAUUCCGUGACUUACUAUAGGUACCUAAACUAAAAACAUCUUCAUUUGGUUUGCUGUUAUGCUCAAUGUCAUAUUUCAUAGCAUACCUUUAGGCUUUAACAGUUUUGUAAGAAAUCUUUGCCUUCUGCUUGAAUUUAAAUUUAGCAGACAUUAGCCCUUUGUAUUUCUCAAUAAUUUUUUUUCAAUUUCAUCACACUCCGGGUCACAUUAACAUUAAAACAACACAAAUAGAGUAUUUUUAAAAGCAAAAUUAAAAGAAAACAAAACAAUUUUAUUACCAAAUCAAAAAUUCAAAUUCAAAAAUUAUUUAUAAAAAAACAAAUAAUAUAAAAAAUUAAAGAAUAACAAAACAAAUUAUACAAAAAAAACUUCAUCCCCACCAUCCUUUUUCGAAUAAUAUACAUACAGAAAAGUAUACCCACAAAAAAAAAAAAAAACUAAACAAUCAUACCUUGAAACAAUUAACCAAGACGAUAAAGAACUUCAUUUUAAAUGCCUAAGACAUCUGAAAACAUACACAACAUAGGCUAUUUAUUAAGCUAAAAACGAUGCCCCUUUGAAAUAUGAACAACUAUAAAAGCUCUUAAAAAUAUAUACAGAAACCAAUCAAGUCAGUCAAAAAGAAACUAGUUAUCCUUACAACAAAUUUAAUAAAUCAACAAAAAAGGGAAAAUCCAUACAAAACCCUCUACAUGUUACUAACAAUAGUUGGCAAAAAAAAAAAUAGUAUAAAGGAACUUUAUAGAAUUUCUGUGUACGUUACACAAUAUGAAAAAGAAAGAAACAAAAAAUAAUCAAUCAUUGCAAUAAUAACAAGAAAAAGGGAAACAAAACCACAUACAUAUACAUAAUUUGAAUGAAAUACCAAAGUUGAACAGUUUUAAAAUAAAAAAAAAAAACAGUAUACCCACACAUACACACACACUAUAGAUCAUACACAAGAGAAUAUUAUCCUAAUUUCACUAUUUCGCUUCCUUUCUGUCUAACUUCCUUAGCUUUGUUUUAUUCACCUUAAAAUAAGUUAACAUUUACAAAAGUGAAUUUAAUUUUUACUAAACCCCCCUUUCACCCUGAGUACUAUGAGUAUACCAGACAUGUAUACCACUAUCACCAUUAUCACAACCCACAUAUAUUUGAAGUUUUUGUAUUAUAUACCAUUAAUUAGUGUUAAGUUGAAUAUUUUAUUAUAAUGAUAUCAAUACGGUUUUAUAUACAUGCAUAUAUAUAUACGAACAACAAGUCCAUAUGAAUUAUUUAUUAUUUAAAGUUUUACUAAAAAUAAAAUUUUGAUAAUUUUGUUAUUUAAACGAAUUUUUCUUUUUUUCUAGCAUUUCCAAAUGUGAAAUGUUAUUUUUUUAUGUUUUGUUAUUUACUUAAUUUAUGAUUUAAUCGAAAUAAUCAAGUGUAUGUAUAUUUAAAAGAAAAACACACACAAACACAAACACACAUCUUAUUUUUUAUUAGCCAUAAGUUAAGGUUUUGUUGAAAAUCAACAACCGCAACAAGAAGAAGAAUAACAAGUAAACGCUCAUAAUAAAUAAAUUAUUAACUUCAA